AGUCAUCUUGUGGCUGUCGUGGCUUUCGGCAAAGUUUUCCUCACAAGACCUUGCCUUUACCUGCAGAGAAGCCGUGUCCUGCAUUUUUCUACAUUCCCUUCCCACUCCCCAGCCGAAAGAUUCCAACACCACCCCGACCCAAGAAGCGACUCCGCGGCAGUGGGAGCGCCAGCCGCGAGUCAUCGGCGACGGCAGGUGACGACGGCGACCUCCCUCGUGAUCUCUCGUUUUGGCUCCACGAUUCAUUGAGGGCACUAUAUAUGCCACUCUGCGGAAGGAAAACAUACGUUUGCUAGCUUCUGGAAGUGUUUGUGUAUUUCGAGCAUUAAGAAAUGUACGGCGAGUCUAGCAAAUAUGGUAGCCUGGAGAGCAUGCUGCAUGAUCAAUGUUCAAAACCACACGCGCUACCAUUACAAUUUUUGAAAGAGAUCACAGACAACUUCUCAUAUGAGCGACUACUUGGUGAAGGUGGUACUGGCAGGGUAUACAAGGGUUUGUUACAAAGUGGGGAGAUAAUGGCUGUGAAGAGGCUAGAACCAUCAAUGGUGCGCGCUCAGAGUUUAUUUGAGAAUGAGGUUCACCAUCUUAUGAGGCUUAAUCACCCGAACGUUGUCCGAUUUAUGGGCUACUGCUAUGAAACAAAGAAGUUCUUUGAAAAUUACGAAGGGAAGAUGGUUUUUGCCGAGAGUUCAGAAAUGUUGCUCUGCUUGGAGUAUCUCCCCAAAGGAAGCCUUGAUGGGUAUCUUUCAGAUGGAUCCUCUGAACUUGAUUGGCACAGCCGUUACAAAAUAAUCAAGGGGAUUUGCAAUGGUUUGCACUACCUUCACGAGCAAAUUGAUAAUCCUAUUCUUCACUUGGACCUAAAGCCCGCGAACGUAUUGCUUGAUGACAAGUUAGCACCAAAAAUUACAGAUUUUGGGCUUUCAAGACUGCUUGAUCAGCAUCAAACUAUUUCUAGUCCGAAUCGCGCUGGUACAUUUGGCUACAUGGCACCGGAAUACAUCCAUGAAGGUACAAUCACACCUAAGUCAGAUAUAUUCAGUCUGGGUGUGAUAAUCAUGGAGCUAAUAAUGGGAGACAGGAACUACCCAAGUGUUGCUGAAGCAUCUUUAGAGGGCUUUAUAGAGCUUGAACUUAAAAAAUGGAGAAAGACGCUAGAAAAAGCAGAGGGUUACACAAAGAUAGAAGUAGAUUGCCAACAAAUAAAAAGAUGCAUUCAGAUAGGUCUAAUAUGCGUGAAUCCUGACUGGACCAAGAGACCUACAACAACAAAAAUUAUCGAGAUGCUUCAGGGAUUGGAAAGUUCAGAUUGUAGCACUAGCAAUGAGGCAAUGCCAUCAGCCGAUCAGAUCUCAAAGGGACUCAAAAGGCACAAGGAUUACUUUGGGGUUACUGAAGAAGGAAAACUGUCUCCUAAAAAUACAUUAUGUAUCGAGUUUUUUGGGCAAUCUGAAAGAAGGGAUCCACUAGUUGAAGAAGCAUCAGUUUUUCUUUCAAUGGUUGUUGAAUGUCAACGUGGAAAGUUACUAUAUCUCGAAAACCGAGUUGCUUUGGCGAGGAUAUUUUUUCCAGCUGAGGCAAAAGUAGCAAUGCAAAUUGCUCAAGCGGAUUGUAUUUUGGAAUUUCCACUUGCUUCUGGUGCAAAUCCACGUCCAGAGAUACAAGGGGGAACUGUUGGUCUAUAUAAAACUCCUUUACAAAUGAAGGAUGAACACUUUGCUAGGAUCAGAGCCCUCUCCAAAAUGAUUGAGAUGGGCAAACGCUACUUCCCGCGCUGUUUAAGUACGCUGGACAAGGUGAUAGAUGGUGAAACUGAACCAGCUUCGCUUGGAAGAGAUAAACGCAGUUUGAAGAGGAAGUUUCAUGAUCUGCAGGACUUGGUUUUGAAGGCAUUCAAGGAGGACACGAGGUUUGACAUAUCGGUCUUUUCAUCUUCUCUUCGACGUCCAUUGGAUUGGAGCUAGAAGUUUGACAGGUUGGCCUACGAGAUAAAAACCUCGACCUCAUUGUUGGCUUGUUGCCAUAUUGAUACACGAUUUUCCUUUGAAACUGCUUGUCAGAUAUUUCUGUUAAAUGUACUCCGAAUAGUAUACUGUUCUUGCCACAGCAGUCUAGCGUCAUCAGAUAUGAUGAAGCUGGUGGUCUAGCCUUUGUGUAGAUUGUAUAGUUUUAUGCCCAUCUGUUCAUGUAUAAUAAAACUGUAGUACGGCUUUGGCACUAGGCAUGUAAUAUGGAA
Messenger RNA from Lolium rigidum, 2236 nucleotides. Its product is annotated as cysteine-rich receptor-like protein kinase 44. The transcript has 9 exons. Gene Ontology annotation, biological process: protein phosphorylation. NCBI's taxonomy places the organism in Eukaryota, Viridiplantae, Streptophyta, Magnoliopsida, Poales, Poaceae. Gene Ontology annotation, molecular function: ATP binding; protein kinase activity. The record is from RefSeq and is a predicted model, not a curated record. The coding region runs from base 333 to 1964 and encodes 543 amino acids.